This is a messenger RNA of Heterotrigona itama, 732 nucleotides long. NCBI's taxonomy places the organism in Eukaryota, Metazoa, Arthropoda, Insecta, Hymenoptera, Apidae. The record is from the annotation of a GenBank genome assembly.
AUGAAAAAACAUAUUAAAAAACUGUUUGGUAUUAAUGAUCCUUUUAACUUGUUCUUAAAUGAAAAUAAAUAUUUACCACCUAAAGAAAACAUACGUGUUCUAAAAGAGAAUGAAAUUAUUUUAACAAAUUGAAGAAUUAAUUUUGCCAUCAGGUGAGAAUUUAUCACAACAAGAACAAUUGUCAAUUAAUUUUCCUGCAGCAUUAUCAAGCCAACUGAAUUUAUUAACUGACAAAACAAGUAACUUUCAAAAUGGUGAAGAAAUGUAUGAUACUACUGCAAAUACAGAAAUUCUUAGCACAUUUCCAAAGAGAGAACAUGUAAGGUGUCAAAAGAAAAAGACAAAAGUUAUUACAAAUUUUCAGAGAAAACAAACCUACAAAAUCCAAACAGAAAACAAACGUGCGAAAUCGAAACAGAUUACAAAUUCCAUUAUUUCCAACAUUAUUUCUUCUUGCAAAUAUGUUGGUUUUGAUAUAGUAGAUGAUAAAAUUGUGAUAAACCAAGUUAUAUGUCCAAAUGUAGUUAAUACUAUUCAUAAACUUGAAAAUAUAUUAUCUUUGAUUAAAAGCCAUUCCGUAUGUCAGAAGUACAGGUGCCAGUUGGAAAAUUUACAAUUAUUGAAGAGAUAGAAGAACGUGUGUUGAAUGAUAUAAUUACAUUACAUUAUGCAAAAAUGAUAAAACCUAGACUUGUAUCUAAUUCAGAUAAAGCGAUUAGUUUCCUAAAUUAA